CUUCAACGGAAACGUUAGGUUUUGAAGGCUAAAUUGGAUCAAGUCAUUUUCAGACGACUGCCAUUUUCAUACCAUUUUCAGAGCUCACUGUUGUGGUCUUUGGUCUCACAGGGUCAACAGAAAUUAGCCAGCAUGCACAUGAGGCCUCUGAUGUUGAUACAGAGUAUUUCUCUUGUAUUUGAAGCGACGCUCACUGAAAGAUUACAGACAUCCUCUCGCGCCACAGGUUACCAAGUUACUCGUUCCGUUGAGUUCGCACUUAGAGAAAAUUCAUCGUCAGGUGCCACAGAUCACCCAGCCACAAGAUACUUUCUACGACCAUCACCUAGCGCCACGGGUUUCCAAGCUUCAGGCUCCCUUCAAAAAAUUAAUGGUCAAAGUCCAUCAGGAGUAGUAUUAACACUAUUAUCACCUGUCAAUGUUGAUCGGGAAACUGCAUCUUCGCAGAAAGUAACAAAAUCAUCAAAUCAUGCUGGCUUUCAAACGGAUGCGAAUUUCUCCGCAUUUGUGCAACGAUCGAGUCCAACAUCCGGUGUUCUAGAUCUCUCCACAGGUUCCUCAGCAUUACUACAGACGGCAAGCUUACCGUCAAGAGCCAGAGGUGUUCAGACUACUGGCGAAUCGAUAGGUACAGUGCAAAUACCUGGGAUUGUCGCUAUGUUUACUCCAGGAGAACCAUCAACAGCAGGUGAACCAUUGCCUCUCCUGGCUAAGAUACUCAUUCCUGUGUUUGGAGUCCUGUUAGUGGUAGUGGUUGGAGUCGCUUGGUGUUGCUGUGUACGAGGAAAGGAAAGAGAAAACUUCGAAAACCUGAUCAUUGAAUCAACUCUGAUGGUGAGACUUGAUGUGACCGAAAAUCGAAGAGUGUCCUGUUAAUUCCAUGCCGUGGUAUUCCUGUGCCAAGGUUUUAGGUGAUAAGAUAAAC
Molecule: messenger RNA, 925 nt
Organism: Pocillopora damicornis (cauliflower coral)
Lineage: Eukaryota; Metazoa; Cnidaria; Anthozoa; Scleractinia; Pocilloporidae
Source: RefSeq, a predicted model, not a curated record